AUGGCCUCUUCGCAGACCAAGGACAUCAAAUCAGCCAUCGAGGUUACUGUAAAAAGCUAUCUUGCAUCUUUUAUCGACGCUCGUACGCAGAACAACCCCUCUCUUGUCAACCGAAACGUCACAUCCGACUGCGCACGUUCGAUGCUUCCCUCCACCCUAGGCGGCGGUUUCACCAUGACAAACGACGCAUACCUUCACGUCUUCGCUGACGGUCUGAAAGUUGGCGGCAUGCAUAAAAACACUAUCUCAGACUUGAUUAUUGAUGUUGAUGCCCGGAAGGCAGCUGUUACGACUGUUGUAGAGUUGGUGUUCAAUAAUGGGGAGGAGUUGAAGUUGGAUUUCUCAUGGUUCUUGCACUUUAACGAAGAUGGUGAUAAGAUUUGCAAGAUUGUUGAGUUUGUGGAUAGUGAUACAUUUAAGGGAGUCAAAGGAAGAGAAGUAGAGUUGAGUGGUGAGGCGCAGAAGAACGCAUAG
Messenger RNA from Fusarium oxysporum Fo47, 474 nucleotides. RefSeq lists its product as uncharacterized. NCBI's taxonomy places the organism in Eukaryota, Fungi, Ascomycota, Sordariomycetes, Hypocreales, Nectriaceae. The transcript has a single exon. The record is from RefSeq and is a predicted model, not a curated record. The coding region runs from base 1 to 474 and encodes 157 amino acids.